AUGCCAUUCAUGCCACGGUGCGAGAUGAGGAGAAGCGUCCUGGAACCGGCCAUGUGGAGGACGUGCAGCCUGUUUUGCGCAUGGUGUCUGCUGUUCUUAUCAGAAAUUUGUGCGCAGUCUCAACGGAGACCCAGCUUCACGUGUGGAGGGAAUAUCACUGGAGACUCUGGAGUUAUUGGCAGUCAGGGUUACCCAGGAGUUUACCCACCCAAUACCAAAUGUGUGUGGAGGAUUACAGUGCCCGAGGGAAAGGUGGUGGUCCUGUCCUUCCGCUCCAUAGACUUGGAGAGUGACAACUUGUGCCGAUAUGACUAUGUCGAUGUGUACAGUGGUCAUGUGAAUGGGCAGAGGCUGGGACGCUUCUGUGGCACCUUCAAACCUGGAGCCCUGGUUUCCACGGGCAACAAGAUGAUGGUGCAGAUGGUUUCAGACGCCAACACAGCUGGUAGUGGAUUUCUAGCAGUUUUCUCCUCUGCACAUCCACAUGAGAGAGGUGAUCAAUAUUGUGGAGGGCGGUUAGACAAGCCAUCUGGCACUUUCAAAACACCAAACUGGCCUGAGAAAGAUUACCCAGCUGGUGUUACCUGUUCUUGGCAUAUCAUUGCACCCAAAAACCAGAUCAUAGAAGUCAAGUUUGAGAAGUUUGACGUGGAACGGGACAACUACUGCCGCUACGACCAUGUCUCUAUUUUCAACGGAGCAGAAAUCAACGACGCUAAGAGGAUUGGCAAAUUCUGCGGAGACAGCCCCCCAGCGCCCGUGUUCUCCGAGGGGAAUCAGCUCCUGAUACAGUUCCUGUCAGACCUUAGCUUGACUGCAGACGGCUUCAUUGGACACUACAAGUUCAGACCUAAGAAGUUCCCCACUACUACUCUCCCACCCACCACUACCACACAGCCAGUCACCACCAGGCCUAUACCUCUUAAAUACUCAGUGGCCUUGUGUCAGCAGAAAUGCAAAAGACGAGGAACACUUGAAAGCAACUACUGCUCCAGCAAUUUCGUAAUCACAGGCACAGUCAUCACUGCAGUGGUCAGAGGGGGAAGCACUUUUGCUACUGUUUCCAUCAUUAAUGUGUACAAGGAGGGCAACCUGGUCAUUCAGCAGGCCGGGAAGACCAUGAGCACCAAGAUCAUAAUUCUGUGCAAGAAAUGUCCUUUUAUCAGACGAGGCUUGAACUACGUGUUCAUGGGCGAGGUGGACGAGGAGGGCCGUGGGAAGGUGGCCCCACACCAUUUUGUCAUGCCCUUUAAGACCAAGAACCAGAAAGGGCUCAACGGGCUGAAGAACAAGCAGUGCUGAGUCUUCUCCACUGGACUGCUUUGCCUUGGGCUCAGCUGUGGACGUGAAAGCAAAUUUAAAAUGUAAAAUACUGUUUAUAUUUUUUGAGUAGGCUAUUUAUUAAAAUUAAACCAGGCAAUGGGCAUGUUCUAUACUCUCAUUUCAGUCACCUUUAGGCAUUUCCAGAAGUCUAAGUUUAUUGUUUGGUUUGAGUUGCUGGAGGUUUUUAAUUUGGUGAUAACAUGUGCAAUAAAUGUCUUAUUUAAUAAAAAUUUAGCAUUGGGAGAAGCACUUUCCAUUUCCUCACUUACGAGAACAACGAAUCAGAAUAAUUUCUACUGUAGAUGAUAAUAUGUACUGUUACUGUAUUUACACAUUGUUGCCAAAUUAUUUUCAAGUGGUGAAAUAAAAUGAAAAUAUUUUCAUAUGGAA
Molecule: messenger RNA, 1713 nt
Organism: Boleophthalmus pectinirostris (great blue-spotted mudskipper)
Lineage: Eukaryota; Metazoa; Chordata; Actinopteri; Gobiiformes; Gobiidae
Gene: pcolce2b
Product: procollagen C-endopeptidase enhancer 2b
Exons: 9
Coding region: 1-1302 (433 amino acids)
Molecular function (GO): protein binding
Source: RefSeq, a predicted model, not a curated record